AUGAUGUGUUUCCGACAAGUCACCCUUUCCCUGAUUCUGCUGCUACUGGGCCAGGCCACACCAAGCAGGCUGCAGUCACUGGGUGCCACAAAGCUACGGCUGGUGGGCCCAGGGAGCAGGCCAGAGGAGGGCCGGCUGGAGGUGCUACACAAUGGCCAGUGGGGCACUGUGUGUGAUGACAACUUUGCUCUCCAAGAGGCCACGGUGGCCUGCCGCCAGCUGGGCUUUGAAUCUGCUUUGACCUGGGCCCACAGUGCCAAAUAUGGUCAAGGAGAAGGUCCCAUCUGGCUGGAUAAUGUGCGCUGUGUAGGCACUGAGAGCUCCCUGGAUCAAUGCAGCUCUAAUGGCUGGGGCAUCAGCGAUUGCAGCCACUCAGAGGACAUCGGCGUGGUGUGCCACCCCCAGCGCCAGCGCGGCUAUGUUUCCGAGAGGGUCUCCAAUGCCCUCGGGCCCCAGGGUCGGCGGCUGGAGGAAGUGAGACUCAAGCCCAUCCUGGCCAGUGCCAAGCGGCGGAACCCAGUGACCGAGGGGGCUGUGGAGGUCAAGUAUGAAGGACAGUGGCGGCAAGUGUGUGACCAGGGCUGGACCAUGAACAACAGCAGGGUGGUGUGCGGGAUGUUGGGCUUCCCCAGCCAACAGCCCAUCAACAGCCACUACUACAGGAAGGUCUGGAAUUUAAAGAUGAAGGAUCCCAAGUCUAGGCUGAAUAGUCUGACUAAGAAGAAUUCCUUCUGGGUCCACCGUGUCACUUGUCUGGGGACAGAGCCUCACAUGGCCAGCUGCCAGGUGCAAGUGUCUCCAGCCCGGGGCAAGUUGCGGCCAGCCUGCCCCGGAGGCAUGCAUGCUGUGGUCAGCUGUGUGCCAGGGCCUCGCUUCCGCCCACAAAAGGCAAAGCCCCCACGGCGCAAGGAUUCCUGGGCACAGCAGGAGCCAAAGGUGCGCCUCCGCUCUGGGGCCCAGGUGGGCGAAGGCCGGAUAGAAGUACUCAUGCACCAUCAGUGGGGCACUGUCUGCGAUCACAGGUGGGACCUCAUCUCUGCCAGUGUCGUGUGCCGGCAGCUCGGCUUUGGCUCUGCUCGGGAAGCCCUCUUUGGGGCCCAGCUGGGCCAAGGACUGGGACCCAUCCACCUGAGUGAGGUGCGCUGCAGGGGUUAUGAGAGGACCCUCAGUGACUGCCGUGCCCUGGAAGGGUCCCAGAAUGGCUGUCAACAUGAGAAUGAUGCUGCUGUCAGAUGCAAUGUCCCCAGUAUGGGUUUCCAGAACCAGGUGCGUUUAGCCGGUGGCCGCAGACCCGAGGAGGGAGUGGUGGAGGUGCAGGUGGAGGUGAACGGGAUCCGGCGCUGGGGGGCCGUGUGCAGUGACCACUGGGGCCUCACCGAAGCCAUGGUGGCCUGCCGGCAACUUGGUCUGGGUUUUGCCAGCCACGCCAUCAAGGACACCUGGUACUGGCAGGGGACGCCAGGGGCUGGUGAGGUGGUGCUGAGUGGGGUGCGCUGCUCGGGGACGGAGCUGGCCCUGCAGCAGUGUCAGCGGCACGGACCUGUGCACUGUUCCCACGGCGCAGGGCGCUUCUCGGCGGGAGUCUCCUGCACAGACAGUGCUCCAGACCUGGUGAUGAACGCCCAGCUCGUGCAGGAGACGGCCUACCUGGAGGACCGGCCGCUCAGCCAGCUGUACUGCGCCCACGAGGAGAACUGCCUCUCCAAGUCCGCUGACCUCAUGGACUGGCCCUACGGAUACCGGCGCCUGCUGCGCUUCUCCUCACAGAUCUACAACCUGGGCCGGGCCGACUUCCGCCCCAAGACAGGGCGUCACAGCUGGAUUUGGCACCAGUGUCACAUGCACUACCACAGCAUUGAGGUCUUCACCCACUAUGACCUACUCACUGUCAAUGGCUCCAAGGUGGCAGAGGGGCACAAAGCCAGCUUCUGUCUAGAGGACACAAAUUGCCCUACCGGACUGCAGCGGCGCUAUGCGUGUGCCAACUUUGGGGAGCAGGGAGUGACGGUAGGCUGCUGGGACACCUACAGGCAUGACAUCGACUGCCAAUGGGUAGAUAUCACAGAUGUGGGCCCUGGAGACUAUAUCUUCCAGGUGGUUGUAAACCCCAAAUUUGAGGUGGCAGAGUCAGAUUUCUCCAACAACAUGAUGCAGUGCCGCUGCAAGUAUGAUGGGCACCGGGUCUGGCUGCACAACUGCCACACAGGGGAUUCAUACCGAGCCAAUGCGGAGCUCUCCCUGGAGCAGGAGCAGCGUCUUCGGAACAACCUCAUCUGA
Molecule: messenger RNA, 2277 nt
Organism: Elephantulus edwardii (Cape elephant shrew)
Lineage: Eukaryota; Metazoa; Chordata; Mammalia; Macroscelidea; Macroscelididae
Gene: LOXL4
Product: lysyl oxidase-like 4
Exons: 14
Coding region: 1-2277 (758 amino acids)
Biological process (GO): peptidyl-lysine oxidation
Cellular component (GO): membrane
Molecular function (GO): copper ion binding; protein-lysine 6-oxidase activity
Source: RefSeq, a predicted model, not a curated record